AUGUUACCUAUUAUUGCCAUAUUACUGCUUUCAGAAUUAGCCAGGAAGGUUCAACCUCUUAAGUGCACUGGAGAGGAAGCCCUUAAAAUUCCACAGGAAUGGUACCAGGAUGGAGAACUUCUCGUUGGUGGAUUGAUGUCCCACAUUCAUUACUUGUUCCCCGAAAUUAGUUUCAAGAGACAUCCUUUUGAGGAAUCCGUUGACCUCCCAUUUGUGAUAACCAAGUUCUAUCAACACAUCUUGGCUUUAGUGUUUGCGGUGAACGAGAUCAACAAGGAUCCUCACAUCUUGCUCAACAUCACUCUUGGAUUCCACAUCUAUGACAGCUACUCUGAUGCAUUAAUGACCUAUCGUACCACUCUGGACCUGCUUUUCAAGUUGCAUAAAAUUGUACCCAACUAUAUUUGCGGCGCUAUAAAUAAAAUUGUGGGAAUCGUCGGAGGGAUGAGCCCUGAAACAUCCAUACGCAUGGCAGAAAUUUUGCAGCUUUUCAAGAUCCCACAGAUUUCAUAUGGUUCAUUUGAAUCGGCAGCGGCUGAUGAAUCACGUGUCCCCCUUUUCUAUCGCAUGGCCCCCGAUGAAUCGCUCCAGUACGAAGGUUUAAUCCAGCUCCUCCUGUACUUUGGAUGGAAAUGGGUAGGACUGGUCAUUGUAGAUGACAAGCACGGGGAACAUUUCAUACAAACUCUGGAACCCAUGCUCUCUCAUAAUGAAAUCUGCUCCGAGUUCACCGAGAGAGUUGACAGAAACUUCCAUUUUUACGAAAUCUUUGAAAUGGUAGAACGGACGGAAACGUCCGCCUGGAAAGUGUGGGUCGCGAUGGCCCAAAACGAUUUCACACUACAUUCCUUACAAAGAUCUGUCGAUAUGCAAUUAUUCCACGGGGCCAUUUCCUUCUCAAUUAGCAAAAAAGAUCUUCCAGGUUUCCAACAAUACAUACAGGGUGUCGCCCCUUCCGGGGCAAGUGAAGAUGGAUUUAUUAAAGAUGUCUGGAAGCAAGCUUUUGGCUGUUCAGUAUCAAAUAAUGUUUCUCAAGAUGAUGAAUGUACUGGGGGAGAAAGACUGGAUGAUCUUCCUGCCCCCUUCUUUGAAACCAGCCUGCUUAGCCACAGUUACAGUAUCUACAAUGCCGUCUAUGCUUUGGCUCAAGCCUUACAUGCUGCUCGCAAAGUUAGGACCCGUCAGAACGUACGAAAGGGCAGGAAUCAACUGCGAUCAAAGGCGAUAGAAGCUUGGCAGAGAAUUUCCUUCAAUAACAACGCUGGAGAUGAAAUUAAAUUAAAUGAAGAUGGAGUACUGCAAGCUGGAUUUGACAUUGUAAACCUGGUCACUUUCCCAAAUAACUCUUAUAUCAACAUCCCAGUUGGAGAAAUAGAUCCACAAGCUCCUCCAGGAAAAUUCUUCCUCAUUCAUCAAGACAAAAUCCAGUGGCAUCAUGGAUUCACUCAGCUACCACCUUUCUCGUUAUGUAAUGAGCCAUGUCCUCUUGGAAAAAGAAAGAACAAAAUCGAAGGGAGGAAAUUUUGCUGCUACUCUUGUGCUCGGUGUCCAGAAAAGAUGAUAUCCAGACAAAUGGAUACGGAGAAUUGUGACAGAUGUCCGGAGGAUCAAUUUCCAAACACAGCUCAUGAUGAAUGCAUUCCAAAGACAAUGAAUUUCCUCUCCUUUGAAGAGCCACUGAGCAUUACUCUGGUCUCCCUGUCUCUUCUCUUUUCCUUCUCCACAGUUCUUGUGCUUGCCAUCUUCAUCAAGCAAUGGGACACCCCCAUUGUCAAAGCCAACAAUCGUAAUGUCACUUACCUUCUACUUGUCUCUCUAUUUCUCUGUUUCCUCUGCUCCUUUAUGUUCAUUGGACAGCCCAAUAAGGUGACCUGUGUCCUCCGACAAACAACAUUUGGCAUUAUCUUCUCUGUUGCAAUCUCUUCUAUAUUGGCCAAAACCAUCACAGUUGUUGUAGCAUUCCUAGCCUCAAAGCCAGGAAGUCUUUUCCACAAAUGGGUGGGGCAAAAGUUGGCCUAUUCUAUUAUCUGGUUCUGCUCCUUCAUUCAACUAGGUAUUUGUAUCGUUUGGCUGAGUACAUCUCCUCCAUUUCCAGAUUUGGAUAUGAAAACACUCCAUGGAGAAAUCAUAGUCGAAUGUAAUGAAGGCUCCAUCAUCAUGUUUUACUGUGUCUUGGGCUACAUGGGCCUCUUGGCUCUUCUCAGCUUCACUGUGGCCUUUCUGGCCAGGAAGCUACCAGAUACUUUCAAUGAAGCCAAGUUCAUUACUUUCAGCAUGUUGGUUUUCUGCAGCGUUUGGUUGACCUUUGUCCCCACCUACCUGAGCACCAAAGGGAAGUACAUGGUGGCCGUGGAGAUCUUCUCUAUUCUGUCUUCCGGUGUUGGUUUACUGGGAUGCAUCUUCACCCCAAAAAUAUAUAUAAUUAUAUGGAGGCCUGAGCUAAACACUAGAGAGCAUUUAAUACACAAGAAAUGA
Messenger RNA from Thamnophis elegans (Western terrestrial garter snake), 2475 nucleotides. Its product is annotated as vomeronasal type-2 receptor 26-like. The record is from RefSeq and is a predicted model, not a curated record. Lineage: Eukaryota; Metazoa; Chordata; Lepidosauria; Squamata; Natricidae. The coding region runs from base 1 to 2475 and encodes 824 amino acids. Gene Ontology annotation, molecular function: G protein-coupled receptor activity. Gene Ontology annotation, biological process: G protein-coupled receptor signaling pathway. The transcript has 7 exons. Gene Ontology annotation, cellular component: membrane.